AGGUAUUUUGUGGGCUUAGUGUUGCUCUGAUCCCUGGGGACAGCCUUUGGACAGCCAACUGUCUUGCAGCAUGGAUAUGAGUAUGACUGUGGAGACUAUGGGAUGCAGCUGCUGGUCUUUCCCAGCCAGAGCCACACCAUCCACUUCAAAGUUGUGGACGAGUUUGGGACUCGCUUUGAAGUUACAAACUGCUCCAUCUGCCUCCACUGGAUCAUGUCUGGUGAGAAAGGGGAAGUGAUCUUCUCCGCUGGCUAUAACGGCUGUCAUGUGCUCAGGCAGGAUGGCUGUAACCACCUGAGGGUCCGAGUGGAGGAACUACUAAGCACCGGGGCCAUUGCUGCUACCCAUGAUGUAAACAUGUCCUGCCCCAAGCCCACUGAACAUGACUUAACCCCAGCCGCGGCUGGGCCCGGUGCCCCACAUCUCUCCUCCACCAAGCAACAUAGGUGCCCAUCUCACAGAGGAGCAGUGCCGUGUGGUGGCUGGGAAGAUUCCCUGUGCAGAUGCCCCAGGCCAAGCUGCUUGCUUCCAGGCUGGCUGCUGUUAUGAUGAGACUGACCUCACUACCCCCUGCUACUAUGGCAACACAGUCACUGUUCAGUGCCUCCUGGACGGUCACUUUGUUCUGGUGGUCUCCAGGGACGUGUCUGAUCACCCCAUCAUCCUGGAGAGUGUCCGGCUAGCCUAUGCCCAGGCAGGGUGUGACCCCAUCAGGAUGACUGAGGCUUUUGUGAUCUUCCGCUUCCCCCUCAUGCAGUGCGGCACCACAGUCCAGGUGAUCCAUGACAAACUGAUCUAUGAGAACCAGCUGAUCUCUGGCAUCGACAUCCGGACUGGGCCAGACGGCUCCAUCACCCGGGACAGCACCUUCAUGUAAGUUGGCCUGCUCUAU
Molecule: messenger RNA, 892 nt
Organism: Dermochelys coriacea (leatherback sea turtle)
Lineage: Eukaryota; Metazoa; Chordata; Testudines; Dermochelyidae
Product: zona pellucida sperm-binding protein 1-like
Exons: 6
Coding region: 103-549 (148 amino acids)
Biological process (GO): binding of sperm to zona pellucida; prevention of polyspermy
Cellular component (GO): egg coat
Molecular function (GO): structural constituent of egg coat; acrosin binding
Source: RefSeq, a predicted model, not a curated record